CAUUUCUUUGUUAGAACUUGUAAUCUUUUUUCUCUCUCUCUCUCUCCCCUUUUCUCAGACACACACCGCAGCAGCUCAAAAACACCCAUUAGCUUGAACAUGGGUAGAACACCGUGUUGUGACAAGAAUGGGCUAAAGAAGGGGCCAUGGACACCUGAAGAAGAUCAGAAGCUAAUUGAUUAUAUACAGAAACAUGGUUAUGGCAACUGGAGAACACUUCCAAAGAAUGCUGGACUGCAAAGAUGUGGAAAGAGUUGCCGUCUUCGUUGGACUAACUAUUUGAGACCUGAUAUCAAGAGAGGACGAUUUUCUUUUGAAGAGGAGGAGACAAUAAUUCAGCUGCACAGUAUAUUAGGAAACAAAUGGUCGGCCAUAGCUGCCCGCUUGCCUGGAAGAACAGAUAAUGAAAUCAAGAACUACUGGAAUACACACAUUAGAAAAAGGCUUCUCCGAAUGGGAAUUGAUCCUGUAACUCACAGUCCUAGACUUGAUCUUCUCGACCUAUCUUCAAUUCUUGGCUCUUCGCUCUAUAACUCAUCACAAAUGAACAUGUCAAGACUGCUCGGAGUGCAGCCUCUGGUUAACCCAGAACUUCUCCGGCUAGCCACAUCUCUCAUAUCAUCUCAUCAUCAACGUGAAAAUGACCAAAGCUUUGUUUCUCAUCAAAAUGGUCAAGAAAAUCAUCUGUGCCAUCUCCAAGUUCAAAACCAAUAUAAUCAUCCACUGGUGCAAGCUCAACCAUUUCAAGAAAUGCCCACUACUACUACUAGUACCCCAUUUGUUUCCUUUUCUGACGAGACACAGCUUAUGAACCCAAAUGUAGAGCAGUACCCAGCACGUUUCGCCGACCAAAACUCUCAACUGAAUCAAGAAUGGCCAAACGACAAUGGUUUUGCUACCUCAAGUUUAACAGAAGAUUAUAUUGCUCUACAGAAUUGUAACAACUACUUUGGGUCUCAUGAUCAAACGGCUAUUAUAGACCCAUCAUCUGACACCACAACAUCAACUUUCAUCUCUAAUAACAGCAACCAAAAUUUCAGUUUCGCCUCAGUUUUAUCAACACCUUCUUCAAGUCCAACACCACUGAACUCAAAUUCAACGUACAUCAAUGGCGGCAGCAGCACUGAAGAUGAGAGGGAAAGUUAUAGCAGCAUUUUGAAAUAUGAAAUCCCAGAGAUUUUGGAUGUCAGUAACUUCAUGUAAUUCAAAAAAAAAAAAAAAUUGAAACUGAUCGAAUAGGUUUUCUCUUUUCUUUUUCUUUUUUUCUGAUUUCUUUUAUCUUUUCUGUCCAUCCAAAAUUUCUGGGACAUGGAUUUUGUGUAGUUAAUACGCAAUUAAUUAAUUUUUUUUAUCUUUUUCCAGUUUCGUAAUUAUUGUAUCGACAAGCCAAAGAUCAUCUCCUACUGUGUACUACGUACCCUUCUCUUUAUUUUUUUUAUGCAAGUUUAAUUAAUAGAAGCUAGUUUCCAUCA
Molecule: messenger RNA, 1472 nt
Organism: Ricinus communis (castor bean)
Lineage: Eukaryota; Viridiplantae; Streptophyta; Magnoliopsida; Malpighiales; Euphorbiaceae
Product: transcription factor MYB102
Exons: 3
Coding region: 100-1203 (367 amino acids)
Source: RefSeq, a predicted model, not a curated record